Toxotes jaculatrix (banded archerfish) is the source of this 1341-nucleotide messenger RNA. It is a transcript of the gene vma21, whose product is annotated as vacuolar ATPase assembly factor VMA21. Gene Ontology annotation, biological process: vacuolar proton-transporting V-type ATPase complex assembly. The record is from RefSeq and is a predicted model, not a curated record. Bases 104 to 415 code for a protein of 103 amino acids. Lineage: Eukaryota; Metazoa; Chordata; Actinopteri; Toxotidae. The transcript is spliced from 3 exons. Gene Ontology annotation, cellular component: endoplasmic reticulum membrane.
UAUUUCAACAUUGACAGCACAGCACAGACAGGGCUAAACGCUAACACAAAGCAGUUUGUAUUUUCUGUUUUUAUCAUUUAUACAGCCUCCUGCCAGUCCAGCAAUGGACGGAUCUGUCAGAGCACCUUCAGACGCCGCGGCCGGACCGCCUCCUUAUUUCAGAGGAAAUGAAAGCUCCCUAGUUUCAGCCCUCAAGACACUGCUGUUCUUCACUAUCCUGAUGGUCACGCUGCCCAUUGGACUGUACUUCGCAUCAAAGGCGUACAUCUUUGAGGGUUCGAUGAAGAUGUCAAGUUCUGACAGCUAUUUCUAUGCGGCCAUUGUUGCUGUGCUUGCUGUGCAUGUGGUUUUGGCUUUGUUUGUUUAUGUGGCCUGGAACGAAGGCACGCCUAAAGGGAAGGGCAAACAUGAUUAAGGCACGUCCAUAUGAGCUCGUAAGGCCGUAGGAGACGGACAGACACGGUUAUGGAUUCACAGGCUUCCCCCACCACCUCUCACCACCGUGGGCUCCAGCACUAAACAUGGCAACAUCUACCAACCAGACAGUUACAGGAUCUGGUUAGAGCUUAGGCUUUAAUCUGAGGUUAAAGCAUGAAUCCAUUGUAUAUGUCCUGGCAUCGGGGGGGGAGUUGGUGCCGUCGGGUUCUCAUCAGCCUCAGCAGGCCCCGCUUUUUGACGUUUUGUUUUCUGAAAAUGUUACUUUUGUUGACAGAGGACAGCCCAUAUUUUUUUAAGCGGCUUUCUUAUAAGCUGCCAUUUGGCUAAGUGCUGUUAAGGUCCCUUAACAGUGGAGAGUUUGUCGUGUAGGAAAACAUCUUGGGCUUUUGAUGACGCAUGCAUGUGCGCACACACAGGCACAGACACACACACACUGUAUGUACUUGUGUGUUUAUUAAGGAUGUGUUUCCAAAAUACUCCUCUACAUCCCUUCUGUGACAAUUUGUGCUUCUGAAUUGAUCACUCUGUCCUCAACUCAGCUCUUAUCUGCGUAAAUUUCAAGAUGAUUCUUAACUUCAGGAUAUACCCAUAAUGUGUUUAGAUUUCAUGCUGUAUUUUGGAACAAACUCUUCAUGAUGUCUUUCCCGUAAAAUAAUCCGAUUCAUCUGUUUGUCCUUGUAAACCACGUGUUUGUUUUUUCUCUCUGUUUUGAUGUGUUUGUGUACUGUAGUGAACCGAUACUCUGGAACUUUGAAUAAGGAAAUUAUUUCAAGAUCAGACUGUACAUAAUGUGAAUGUUUUGUAUUGAAGAUGUUUGGUGAGCUGGGGCAUCUAGAUGUCAUUGAAGUCAGUGUGACUCAGAUGAGAACAAUGACUUGCUCAAAUAAACUUGAAAAAUUGCGA